Molecule: messenger RNA, 1719 nt
Organism: Mesorhabditis spiculigera
Lineage: Eukaryota; Metazoa; Nematoda; Chromadorea; Rhabditida; Rhabditidae
Source: the annotation of a GenBank genome assembly
AUGUGGUCGGUGAAGACGGCGGCCGUCGUGGCGCUGGUGCUAUGGAUUGUCGUGCUGUUGUACCUCUCGCAAAGCCUCUUCACACUACAGGGGCGAUCAGAAAGCUAUGCAGAUUCGUCAGCCGUCUCCUCGCGCCUUGACGAGGCCCUCUCCAACAUCAGAGAGCUGCGAGACCAAAAUGAGCGGCUCCAGCAGAUGAUCCAGCAAGAGCGCAAUGAGCGGGAGCGCAUCCAAGAGUUGAAACGGAGAGCGUCGGGCCGAGGUGAGAAGCUGCAGAUCAAGGAAAGCCGUGAAGCCAAGGAGAAUAACCAACAAAUGGUGGUCCCAAAACCGCUGGAGCCGGACGCCUUCGGGCCUGGGCGACAAUUUGAAGAGGUACGUCGUGGGGUCGACCAGCGCAUCUGGGAGAUGUUCUACUACUUGCGGAAGGAGUUCAAGGACAACAAGGACUCUGAUGUCUUCAAGAAUCACACCCUGGAACAGAUGACGUCUCUACUCGCCCAUUCCUACAACCUCAGCGAUGUGUAUGCCGAGUGGAGAAGCAAGUCGCUGCUCGGGCUCACUGAGAAGAUCCAGAAGCGUAUCGACGAGAUCCAGAAUCCGCCCGACUGCAAGAGGGCCAAUAUCCUCGUGUGCAACCUGGACAAGCAGUGCGGCUUCGGCUGCCAGCUACACCACGUCGGCUAUUGCUUCGUGGUGGCGUUCGGCGAAUCGCGCACGCUGAUCCUCACCCAGAAUGGCAGAAUCUGGAGGUAUUCGAGGCAAGGCUGGUCCGGCGCGUUUCUGCCCGUCUCGAAGUGUACCGCCGAUGAGGCGUUGAACGGAGAGACCCCGCACGCCUUCCGUGGUUCCGCAGGAGUCCGAGUGGUCGAGCUCCCAAUCGUAGACGCACUCCAAGACCGCCCAGCCACGCUGCCCCUCUCCCUCCCGAAGCAGCUUGAGGACGAGAUGCUGAAACUCCACUCAAACCCGCCGCUCUAUUUCAUCAGCCAGUUCAUCUGGUAUUUGAUGCGCAACAACGUGGAGAUGGAUCGCGUGAUUGAGAGGGCCGUGGCGAAGGUGCCGUUUGGGAAAGGUCCUAUUGUCGGGAUUCAAGUUCGGCGAACAGAUAAGAUUGGCACGGAAGCGGCGUUUCAUUCGGUUGACGAAUAUAUGGAAUGGGUCGAGAUCUGGUUCCGUGUCCAGGAUAAGCGCGUCGGCAAGCCGGUGCCUCGCAAAGUGUUCGUCGCCUCGGAUGACCCUUCUGUGCUCGCGGAGACCAGGAAGAACUAUCCCCUUUACGAAGUGUUUGGCGACGCCGACAUUGCCGACACGGCCAAGUUGAACUCAAGAUAUACAGAUGCCUCGCUGUAUGGAGUGGUGACGGAUAUACAACUGCUCAGCCGCUGUGAUUACCUCGUCUGCACAUUUUCUAGUCAGGUCUGCCGCAUGGGCUACGAGCUGAUGCAGGUCCGGAAGCCCGACGGUGAAGCCUUCCACUCGCUCGACGAUGUCUACUACUACGGUGGGCAGCACGACCACGAGCAGGUGGCCAUCGAGGAUCAUGUGCCCGAGCGGGAUGCCGAGAUCGAGCUCAAGGUCGGCGACACGGUCGGCCUGGCCGGAAACCACUGGGACGGCUUCAGCAAGGGCACCAAUCGACGUACCCUGAAAGUCGGCCUAUACCCCAGCUACAAGGUCGUCGAGCGGUGGCGCGUCAUCGACUUCCCGGCCCUCAAU